Messenger RNA from Pestalotiopsis fici W106-1, 4494 nucleotides. RefSeq lists its product as uncharacterized. The record is from RefSeq and is a predicted model, not a curated record. Lineage: Eukaryota; Fungi; Ascomycota; Sordariomycetes; Amphisphaeriales; Sporocadaceae. The transcript is spliced from 11 exons. The coding region runs from base 1 to 4494 and encodes 1497 amino acids.
AUGGCAGAUCAUUAUCACAAACCCGAGGUCGAAAAUGAAGAGGAAUCGCAAGCUGAUGCUGCAUUUGGUGGCGAGACAUAUACGGAGAUACCCGGAACCGAAGAAAGGAUGCCCACGAAAGGAGAGGCAAGGGAGCAUUCCACAGCUCAAGAGUCAGACCCGCAAGGACCGACCCAAAAGAAGAUGAUUGUUCUCAAAGACGCAGUGGGAAGAAAGCUCAACUUUCCAUUCGCCUUGGCCAAGACUUGGCGUGGAAUGGAAGAGCUGAUACACCAAGCCAUGCUCCACAUUGGUGUCAUCGGGGAUCACGUCAAGGCCGGCCACUUUGACUUGCUGGGUCCAGACGGCAAUGUGGUUCUUCCCUCCGUGUGGGAGCAUAGCGUCGAGCCAGGGUGGUUCGUUACGAUGCGCAUGUGGAAAGAUGCAGAGGACGCCAAGAAAAAAGGAGAAGAGGAUGUGAAAUUAGGAAAGGAUAAGGCGCCCAUUCGCUUCAAAGAUGCAGUCGGAAGAAAGUUCAAUUUCCCGUUCCAUCUGUGCCAGACGUGGCCGGGCAUGGAGGAAUUGAUCAAGCAAGCAUUUCUUCAUGUGGACGUCAUCGGCCCUCACGUCCAAGCGGGUCAUUACGAUCUAUUAGGCCCAGAUCAAGAGAUCAUCCUUCCGCAAGUUUGGGACAAGGUCAUUGAGCCUGACUGGGCCAUUACUAUGAUUAUGUGGCCAAUGGAACGGCCUCCGCCCGCUGGCCUUCAAAAUGGUGUUCCUCGGCAUCCAGGUUUACGGCCAGGCGGUAUGCAAGGUCCCGCUUUCAGGCCUCCCGGAUUGAGGCCGAUGGCUGGCGGCCCUCCGCCCCCUCCGCCCGGGAUGGGUUAUCCGGGGCCUCCGCCACCAAAUCCAGGCAUAAUCAAUGUCGCCCCCAUUCGCGAAAAGCAUAAAAAAAGUAAGACAAAUAGUGGUGGACUUGGUGCUUUUCUUUUUGGCAAACCAGCGAAGAAGAGCAGCAGCAAAAAGAAACCGUCGUUCCCUGAGUCUUCUUCUUCUAGUUCCGAAUCUGAUGAAAAGAUUGUGGAUUUGCCAUUAAAAAGGCGGCCGACUAGGCCGCCAGGGGGUGUGCCUCCAUUGCCAUCAGCCCUCUGGAGUGCUAAUGCGGCGAGAAGGACAACACAGCAGACGGCCAACCAUAGUCCACCGGCAUCAGUCAAAAGCAAGUCCUCGCGUCGAAGUCGCUCGACGAAAUCUUCCAAGAACCCAGACUUGAGUGAUGCCACAAGUGACAGCGACGAUAUGUACAGUGUCCAGCAAAAGGUGCGACAAAAAGCCAAGGAGAAGGAUCUGAUUGUGAUUUGUCGGCACACGAAUCGGUUCGGUACGUUUCGUCAACAAACCUUUCCCACAAUGGCGACAGUUCCGUUUUCGCGCCUGGAUAUCGACUCGGCUCGUGUUUACUGGCAAGGCCCGUCAACGACUACACGAGCAACGCUGGAGUUAGUCCGCAGCACCAAGGCACCUACGCCUCCCACGACUACAGAAGCAAGGUUGGACCAAGACACUUUGACACAGUUGAAAUGGAUACAUGCUGUUCGGCCUUCUUUAAGUCUCAAGGAGCUCGAGACCAAAUUUGCCCUGAUGCGUCAACUCGGCGGAUUGUGUAACACGGAUGCCAGAGAGAGCUCCUUCGAGUCGGUCUGUUUCGUGUCAGUCCCAACACUCCAUUCAAGUUCCUUGGGCUCUUCCAAGGUCGCAAGCAAUGGAGAUUUCUGUCGGGAACAGAAGUUGCACGAAGCUCUUGAUCAACUCAGCAGUGAUACGGGCCUAGACAGCAGUUGGCCACUCAGAAUAGGUUCAGAGAAAAUUGCAACGCACACGCUUUGGGUGCGACAGAGUUGGAUAAUGGUCACCAACGCAGGUGUACUCACUUACACCAGCCUUCAGCAGGAUGCCUUGAGAGGUACAAGUAUCUCCAUUCAAGAAGAUGUAUUACGUGGGGACGACGGUGAGCAGAUGAUCCAGGUCAUGGACGAAAUUCGAAGGCUGUUCUACCUGCCUGCCAAAAAGUGCAAGAGCUUCUACGAGCUCGAAAUCGCAGUUCGAGAAGAGCUAAUCAGGGCGGGAGACUUUGAUCUCGAUCGCGCUGAGCUUCAAUUUGAACUUUCCGAUGGGCAGACACUGACAGCAGCCAAAUGGGCUAAGCUUGUGAAGCUGGGAGAAAUUCCUUCACUAAAAGUCUUACAACCGCUUGUGGAGUUCUCUGAUUCGGAACAGUCGACUGUUGGCAGCCGGCGAAGAGAAGGAUCGGAUUCGAGCGACAGUGAAGGGCUGGGUGACAUCUAUUCUAUAUCCUCCGGUAAACCGUCAGAAAAGUCGUCUGGCGUCAAAAGGUCUCAGGGAUCCGUCAGCAGUACGACGCAGGUAGAUGAGCAAGGGUUCAUACUCCUGUCAUCUGAGCCAACAUUGAACACCCUUUACCUCGACCUACCAGAUUUGAACAAGAAGGUGCCACCUUUUCUGAGCUGGCUAAGCGAGGCAAAAUCUGGCCAGGAGCGAAAUGCCAAUAAAGGAUUCAGAGAGGGUAUAAUACGCACAGAAUUGAAGCUUGUCCGUAUUGAGGAUGAGCCUUUCACUGAUAGCCUUAUGGAGGACCUGUACCGGGCUUUGGGCGACACUGACAUCUACCACGAGACCGCCGAAAUGAACUUUGACGAUUUCGAACUGCACAGAAAAAAUCUCUUCAAGGAUAAAAGAAACCCUAGAUAUGAACCAACCUCGAACUUUUCGGCUGAGGAGCUUCUGGGAAUGGCGGAUGAGUAUUUCGAUGCAUCAUUACGUGUACUCGAAUCGUUCGUUUCAGCCCAAUUCAGAUCCACGCUGGUGGCCAAGUAUCUGUCUGCCCUAGCAAUGAUCAUGAAGGAUCCUACACGUAGUCUGCAACGAGAAGAGAAUGAGAAGGGCGCUGACGAUCCAGAACUUUCAGAUACUCCUGGUCGACAUGAUCAGCCAGCAUGGGUCAUCUCACGCACUAGGACCCAAGAAGACAGAAUCAAGUACCGCAGCCCAGUAGGUGACGAAGGAAAAUGCAAGGACUGUGACCGAGGCGUUGUGUACCACAGCGUUGAUAGAGCUACCACUCAUCUCCGCCGGUCCCAUCUCGUUGGCUCGGUUGCAGAGGCUAGACUCCGCUACUAUGUCGUGCCGGUAGCCUCAGCCUUCUCCGAGCGGCGGCAGGAGGAUCAAUAUGAUCUGCUACAGCAAAGUCGCAAUGCGAUGGCAGCCAUUUUGCGAAAGCUCGUCUAUAUCCAAGAUGGGGUUGUUUUCGAUGACGAAUUCCGAGAACAGCGGGGACUUCCACACCACUUUAUUGACUCCUUUAGAUGGAUAAUCGUCUAUGUGUGCACAGUACCGCAUAUAUUCCAUCAAAUCUCUUGGUUCUACAACGACGACUUGCCCCAAAAGAGCUCCAAACAUUUGACCAGCUUCAAGAUUCGACGACAGCUGAAUCUCCUAUCCAAAGUCGGUUUAGAGGCAGAAGCGCAGAUCCGACAAGCCGAAAGGGCCUUGAUGUCCCCUACCACUUUUUCAACCGAGGAGGCACCAGAAAGCUUUCUCGUUUCAGUUGGCCCACAGUACCUAGCGUCGCAGAUUAUCUGUAACCUCUUAAAGAUGCCCAUCCAUGACCAGAAGCAUGCUGCAGAUUUGUUCGAAGCAUACGCUAAUAACUUGAGUGGAAGGGAGAUGAAGAGCUCAAACAAGAGUCUGCACAUUCUAAUAAUUGAGCAGAGAUCUCAAGUUCUACGGCGUCCCAGCAAGCGUCAGAUUCUCAAAAUUGGCGCCCUCAAUGAUGAUUUGGACCUGAUCAGAAAGUUCUACGAAUGGCAGAAAGAGACACUGGAUCGUUUUGACGUUAUCAUCAAUCCAGCCACGUAUCCUGAAAUUGACAAGACUCUCGCGGAGCGUGAGAAGCUGUACAGCAUGGAGUACGAUAUCGUGCGGGGACAGGACCUCCGACUGGAUAAGGACCUCAAGCGUAUCGACAAGAUGCUCGUCCUCUGCACUUCGAUGAUUGAACAGAUCCGCGACAUGACCGAGAUUAUGAAAGAUGACCAAUCGCAGGUCAUCUUCAUCUUCACUACCGUGACCGUUGUGUUCUUGCCGCUCAGUUUCGUCGCUUCCUACGUAAGCAUGAGCGGCGGAGCCACGGGCCUAGACUGGAGUGGUCUACAGGUCUUGUUCUGGAAGGUUGCGGGUCCAUUGACGGCUGCCGUGAUCAUCUUUUGCCUCGUGGUGGCGCAGAGACGAAGACUGCUGCGGGCCCUCGUCGCGACGCAGCGGACGAGGCGUACGCUCGAAUGGAUAAGCGACAAGUCGCACAGAGCAUCUCGCGGCUGGAAACGAUUAUCUGCGAGGCUGCUGCGUGCAAGAAGAAAUCGUGGAGGUUCCAGUGAUGGUUCUUCUGAGACAACGACUGUAACUACUUCAUCAUCGGGCUCCAUCAUUGACGAUUAG